AUGACAUCCGGCCUUCUUAACCAGGGAGAGCGCAGAGAUCCUCAUCCGUACCUGUCAGGCAAUUAUGCGCCCGUCAGGACGGAACUGCCGCUAACAGCUUGCCGCUAUGAGGGCCGUGUACCGGAUGAGUUCCGAGAUGGACAAUACUGUAGAAAUGGUGGCAACCCCUUAUCAGGCGAGGACGAGAUGAGGGACGCGCACUGGUUUGAUGGCGAUGGUGAGUGAUGCCAAGGCAUAUAUGCGAUAGAGGUUGGUGAGGCGCAGCCGUAAGCUGACUCAGGUGCUAUCACAAUGUGAUCCAGGCAUGCUCACUGGAGUGCUUUUCAGACGCAUGCCGGAUGGAAGUGUCAGACCAGAGUUCAUCAAUCGCUACGUCUUGACAGAUGUGCUGCUCGCCACUUCGCCCCGCUCGACUCGACCUUUGCUACCCAGCAUUGCCACUUUCUCCUCGCCCUACAUCCCUCUUCUGAGCGUCUUGCUAGGCGUCCUGCGUACACUCGCGCUCUGUCUCUUGACCUGGCUACCAGGCUCGGGCUGCUCGGCCGUUGAGGAGCAAGAACGGAGGCUCAAGCGGAUCAGCGUGGCAAAUACCAGCGUGUGGUUUCACGAUGGGAAAGCUUUUGCCGGGUGCGAGAGCGGUCCGCCACUGCGGGUAUUGCUGCCGGGCAUGGAGACGGCCGGAUGGUGGUCUGGACAAGACGUUGCAGACCGAGAUGUCGAUGACUCCGAGGUGGAGACUAAGCAUCGCAAGUCGCAUGGGUGGGGCAAGUCUGGCGUGGCAGGGUUGUUUGCAGAGAUGACAACAGCACAUCCGCACGUGGACCCAAAGACUGGGGAGCUGCUUCUGUUUCACAUGUCUUUCUUUGCGCCAUUCCUCAGGGUCAGCAUCAUCCCGCCCAAGAAAGGAUCCGCUGAAGGCGACAGCAGGUCUCGAGACCAGCGGCAAGGAGCGCAAGCACCGCUUCUCGGCGUGGAAGUACCGGGCAUCGCGCAGCCUAAGCAAAUGCACGAUGCCGGCUGGUCAUCAAGGCACGGCAUCAUGCUGGACUUGCCGCUUUCCCUCGAUCCUCGCAACAUGCUGCGAGGUAGACCCAUGCUGCACUACGACUCUGCUGGGCCUACCAGAUUUGGCAUCUUUCCGCGAAGGGAGCCCGAAAAGGUCGUGUGGUUCGAAGAGGCUCAAGCUUGCCUCAUUUUUCACACUGCCAACGCUUGGGAGGAGCAGAGUGAAGAUGGUCGAGAGAGUGGUGCGGUGAGCUUGUUGGCUUGCAGACUCAACAGCGCAACGCUAGUCUACAGUGCUGGCAACACCAUACCUCCGCCUCACGCGCUGCCUCCUGGCGGCCGAGCGGAGCAAUGCCGUCUCCACUACUGGCGCUUUCCCGACAUAGAGCAGGAUCGUCAGCCAGCACUCACAUUGCCGCGACGGCCAAGCCACUCUUUUGCGCUCAGUGCCGUACCUUUCGAAUUUCCCACGAUGAAUGAAGCUUGCGCAAUGUCCGAAGCAUCGUUCGUAUAUGGCGCAUCUAUGCGUUCAGGCUCUUUCGACGCUGGCUUGGGACGACAAAGCGCCAAGAUAGAUUGCUUGGCCAAGAUCGAUGCGGCCAAGCUUGUAAGGCGGGGACUCGAGCAGGGCAUCGGGACAGAGGUGGCAGGGUUUUGCGUGGACGACCGCACGGUGCAGGACAUUCUUGACGAGCAAGGAGCGCAAUUCGAAUGCGCACACGGAUCCUCAUCCGACCAGAGCAGCGCUUCAGCCGCCAUUCGGAUCUUUGCACUGCCUCCCAAUCACUUUGCUCAGGAAGCAACCUUUGUACCGCGCAGAGGUGCAAUGCAGGAAGACGAUGGAUGGCUAGUCUUCUUUGUCUUUGAUGAGUCUCAGCUGGACGACGAUGGGCGCGUGCUACACGAUGCGACGUCUGAGCUCUGGAUUCUGGAAGCGAAGACGAUGCGCGACGUGAUUUGUCGGGUCAAGUUGCCUCAGCGAGGUGAGUGCGCCCGCCAUCACUGCCGCAUUUCCUUGACAUGGCCGUCCUGACGUGACGUGGUUUGGUUGCAUUGGUGCGUAUUCAGUCCCUUAUGGCCUUCACGGACACUUUUUCAACGCGCAAGAGAUUGCUUCUCAAGAGCCUUUGAACGAUGAGCAAAUCAGAACUUGGAUACUGGCCUCUCAGGGAGUUGUCGGACCCGGUAUGGGCACAGGCGGCAAGCCGGCCGUCGACCUCUAUGCCGGACCGCUCGCUUUCCAAAGACGGGUCACUGCUGCGAUGCGCUCCACGCUAGAGUCUUGGCUCCUUUGA
Ceraceosorus bombacis is the source of this 2300-nucleotide messenger RNA. Lineage: Eukaryota; Fungi; Basidiomycota; Exobasidiomycetes; Ceraceosorales; Ceraceosoraceae. The record is from the annotation of a GenBank genome assembly.